UCCCUCCCGCCCAGAAAUAGAAUAUCAAACAAGCUGGACCUGAAUGUGAUGGUGCCUGUGAAACCCGGGGGAGAUGCGAGGAAAAGCCAAUGGGCUCCCAACAAGGACAGCUACCUGCAGACCCAGAAGCUGAGCCACCCGGACAUCCCCUUUAUAGACGAGAGCCCCGUCAAGUCUCCGCCCUCAGACCCGGACGCCCCGCCCCUUCCUGUCCGGCCGCAACCUGUCACCAAGAGGCACGGAACGUCCACCGCGUCCACAAGCAGCUAUGUUGAUGCAGACAACUUGAGAAAAUUAAAGGACAGUUAUGUGGAUGUGGGAGAAGCACCAUUGCCAGAGGAUGAAUACUCACUUGCUGAGGAAAUCAGACCAUUAGCAGGAAGAAAAGAGCUAGAGAAGAGGCCGAUAUCUUCUGCCUACAUCAAGCCCACUGACCUUUCCACCGUACCCGAGCCCCGUAGCAUUGACAACCGUGCAGGGACCCCGCCCGUCUCAGAGAUGAUGACUUACAUAAAGAUGCAGGAUGGCAUGUAUCUUGAUCUGAGUGAGGACCAGGUGUAUGGUACAGCGGGGCGGUACAAGUCCAAUCUCGAGUCCGAGUCCCUGUACCAGUUCUACAACAAGGAGAAGAUCACCCGCGCCAGUCGACGCAACGCAAUAUACUCUGACUACAUUGAGUCUGACGAGGAGGAUGACUACAGUAGCGGAGCAGAGACGAGAGACUCCAUCUACGAGGACCUGUCAGAGUACAGCAGCUCCGGGCGUGGCUCUAUGGAGCUGGAGAAACCCACCCCGGGGGCGGCCCCAUCCCCUGGCCAGCAGCAAGACAAGAUCUCCACCCUGGAUAUGUUUGGCAAGAAGGGGACCGUGCUUAGGACACUCUGGGCGGAGAUGCCGGAGGUGAAGGCGAGCGGGGUGCUGGAAAAGAUAGCUCCCCAGGAGCGCAAGCUUCAGGAGCACAUGUUUGAGAUCCUCACCUCCGAGGCCACGUACCUGAAGAGCAUGAACAUCCUAAUAGACGUCUUCCUCAAGUCCCAGGAGUUCGGUGUGGACAGCGCCCUCACCAACAAGUGUGUGCUCACCAAGCAGGAGAGGCACUAUAUAUUCUCCAAUAUAGGUGCUAUAAGGGAUGCCAGUGAAAGGUUUCUGGCCAGCCUUGAGGCGCGGUGGAAGCAGAAUGUGGUGCUAUCAGACAUCUGUGAUAUAAUUGCGGAGCACGCCUCCAAGCACUUUGAUUGCUAUAUACACUACUGCAGCAACCAAGUGUUCCAGGAUCGCACCGUGACAGAACUCAGGAAGAAGCCGGAGUUUCAGGCGGCGAUGCGCAGGCUAGAGAGCAGCGCUGAGUGCCAGGGUCUGCCCAUGAUCUCAUUCCUGCUGCUUCCUAUGCAGAGGAUCACCCGUCUGCCACUCCUGGUUGACGCCAUCUGUCACCGAAUGGACCCCGACAAGGACAAGGCGCGACACAAGUCUGCCAGCAACGCCUUCACCGCCAUGAGCAAGGUGGUGAAGCGCUGCAAUGAUGGAGCCAAGAAGAUGCAGCAGACAGAGCAGAUGUACCACAUCUCCAUGAAGAUUGAGUUCCCAUCCAACAAGGACAUACCCCAGAUACCGCUGAUCUCUGCCUCGCGUUACCUGGUGAAGCAAGGGGAGAUAACGAAGAUCCUCAACAAGGCAGCCAGUGGUCUCCCUUUUGGAAAGGCCAAGCCUGCCAAGCAGAAUGUGAACAUCUUCCUCUUCAACGACAUCAUACUGCUCACCAAGAAGAAAGGGGAAAAGUUUGUGGUAACAGACUACGGUCAACGUAACACUACCCACAUAGAGGAGAUUGAGACCCCCGAGAAGUAUGCUAAAAACCUUCCCCUUGGCGUUCCAAGUGGAUGUAAAAACCUCUUCCUGCUAGUCAUCCUGGAGAAUCAUGAGAAGAAACAGUCAGAGGCAGUGUUCGCAUGUAACACCACGAGUGACCGAGCCAGAUGGUUGGACGCAGUGCCCAAUGUGAAGGUCACGGAUGACCAGAGAAUCUAUGAGGAAUGGGACUGCCCACAGGUCCAGUGCAUCAAGAAGUACAUUGCUCAGGUACCAGACGAACUUGGGCUGGAAGAGUCUGAUGUGGUGACCGUGUUCAAGAAACUUGAGGACGGAUGGUACGAGGGUGAAAGGUUACGUGACGGUGAGCGUGGCUGGUUCCCCAAGGACUGCACCAUCGAGAUUGAGAACGCUCACGUGCGUGCACGUAACAUGCGCAUGAAAUAUCGACUUCUGUCUAGAAUGGACUCAACUUGAGGCCAGCUGAAGAUAUCAAGAGGGAAAGCAAUAUCUGUCUUAGAUUGUGACCUUGAAUCAACUAACUAAUUAAUUAAAACAUUGCAAAAAAAAAUGUUUGCAAGCCCAAACUUGAAAUUGAAAGUUUUUGCAUGGGAUCAUAAAGACCUCAUUAGGCCAGCUGCAGAUGUCAGAGAGAGAGCUAUGGGUGUCUGAGAUGGAAUCAAUUUGCUGUGUGGUUCAAUGAUUGAAAAGAACUGUUUGAUAAAGCAAGCUUAAAUUCUAAUGUUUUUGAAUGGGAUCAUAAAUAUGUUAAGGUAAGAUAAAGCUGAGAAACCGAGCAAGUGUUUUGGAGGUCCGAGUUUGGUGCUGUUUUUUCCAGUUUGGGGUUGACAAUGAACCUGUACGGGAUUUACCAGAUUGGGGUUGACAAUGUACCCGUACGGGAUUUACCAGUUUGGGGUUGACUAUGUACCUGUCCGGGAUCUAUCAGUUUGGGGUUGACAAUGUACACAUGGGAUUUAUUAGUUUGGGGUUGACUUAAUAAUGUACCCAUACAGGAUGUAUCAGUUUGGGUUGACUAUGUACCCGUAUGGGAUUUAUCAGUUUGGGGUUGACUAUGUACCCGUACAGGAUAUAACAGUGCAGGGCUUGCAUUCCUGUGAUUGAUUUGUGGUGACUGCUAGGUUAUGAUGACUGGUCGUAAGCAGUGGUGCUGAUGGUGGUUGGUUGCUGCUGAUUAUGGGAACUAUAGCAACAUAUCUUAAUCACCCAUUUGUCCACACCAUGCUUAUUUCAGAGCCAGUGUGUGCUGCCUGGCAAAUCAUCCGAAAAAAACAACAGGCCUUAAUUUCAUAUCAAGAAAAUUGGGAGUGGUGUUAACAUAUUGACUCAGUUAUUUGUUAAUAGUUAUUUUUGUAAGCUGUUUUGCUAUUUGUUGAACUUCAUAGUUGUGUCAAAACCAUUUAGGAAUUUAUUAUAUUGGUAUUUUUAUUACCUGAAUAUGGAUGUUACUGUUGUACUCAUUUGAAUUCGAUAAUGAGUAGUGCUAUUUUAGACAAAGCAUGCCAGCUGAUUGUUGUUUUACAAGUGUGUGAGUCUCUUUCUGGGGAGACCAAAUUUUCCCAUUCAGAAGCAAAGUGAAAAUGGUAUUGUGCAAACAGCAUAAAACCAGAACAACCUGCGAGUAACUCGCAGUCUGUUCAGGUUUUAUGCUGUUUGCUGCUAAUUGGUAUCUAAGGGUCAGAAAUGAAGCCUUCAAAACUUGAAUCGAGUAAGUUUGGUCUUUAAGUAAAUAAAUUUAACGUUCUAAGGGACUACAAAUGUACCAAAAUACGUAUCUAAGUGGUAAAGGGUUAAUUGUCAUCCAAGACGAGUGCGUGCAGUCACAGUUCUCCCAGAGAUAGGCUCUAGUAGUUAUGUGCUGUGUUGCUUUUGAAAUAUUACAAAUCUGCCUCUCAUGAUAAACCUCAAAUCUAUUAAAAUCUGAGAUUAUAGGCUUGUGCUAUUUAUUCUUAUUAGACUGUCUUCUUUUCAAUUUGCAUUCAUAAACGGUUAAUUGUUCUUAAUGUGCUUUUCAAUGGUAAAUAUAAAUGUAUAUAGAACUUUAUUCUCAUCAAAAUUCAUUCUUUAAUACUGGCCUGUGCCAUUUGAAUGAGAGAUUUGUGUGUUCAGAUCCUGUCUUCACAAGACCUUGGAUUGCAAUUGUGUUUAAGUUUAUAUUUUAAAGUGUUUCUGUAUAAAAUCACUCAAAAUUUCAUGUGGACUAAUACUAUGUUGUUCUUUUACCACUAUUUCACCUGCAUUGUACAAAACAUGAGUCUCAAUCUGGGAAAAUGGGGUUUAUUUUAUGUGAGUAAAGUGUUCUUCCAGAUUAGCCUGUGCAGUCUGCAUAGGCUAAUGAAGGACAACACUCUAACCUAAGCUGUGUUUUCGUUUAGAAGAGACUUCCUUUAACUCUUUCAGUGCGGGAACCGAAUUUUGAAGGCCUUUGCAAACAGUUUGGAUCCAGAUGAGACGCCACAGAACGUGGCGUCUCAUCAGGAUCCAAACUGUUUGCUAUUCUGAUAGUAUUCUUUGGAAAAAAAAUCGAAGAAAAUGCUAAUUUUAGAAAUUCAGCAGAAGACAUUUUAGCAGACGACAAAUUUCCCAUCAUGUAAAGGGUUAAGCAAAAAACCCAUGUAAACCUCUGUAAGCAGAAAGUGUUGUCCCUGAUAAGCCUUUGCUGUGAGGCUAAUCUUUGACAACACUGAAUGCACAUGCAUUAGACCACCUAUUCCAAGAUUGAGGUUUAAACCUUUGCAUGCUGGGAAAUUUGAUGUCUGCUAAAAUGUUGUCUGCUGAAUUUCUAAAAUUAGCAUUUUCUUCAUUUUUUUCAAAGAAUACUAUAAGAAUAGCUUACAGUUUGGAUCCUGAUGAGACGCCACGUUAUGUGGCGUCUCAUCUGGAUCCAACUGUUUGCAAAGGCCUUCAAAAUCCGGUUCCAGCAUUGAAAGAGUUCAAUGUAAUGUGUUUAUUGACCAAGCCCCUUGAUAUGCUGACUGUGUACAUGUAUAAACACAACUUUCACAUUCCAACUGCUGCCUAUAUACUGCUGUGAUGUUCCUCAAUGUACUAACGCGAUAGGUGCUUCUAUUUUACAUAUCAUUGUGUCAAAAACUACACAAAACUAUCAACAGUUCUUCUGUGUUCUCAUAAAGUAUAGUGGAAACAUCAAAGAUUAAUUCAGCAUUUUUGGUUUUCUAGAGUGUGGUCGAAAUUAGACAUUAGUUUAUGUCGUUAAAGUUUACUGUUAAGUCAUAAAUAUGUAAUUUAUGUUUAGUCCUGUAGUAACAUUAAUGUUGAGUUUACUGAUUUCAUUAUCUAUAUAAUGUUAUAAUUAACCCUUUCCCACUCAGAGUCAAAGUAAAAAUUGCUAUGUACAAACAGCAUAAAACCAGAACAACCUGGGAGUAACUCGCAGUCUGUUCAGGUUUUAUGCCGUUUGCUGCUCAUCAAUAUUUAAGAGUUGGAAAUAAAGCCUUUGAAAACUAAUGAAUUGAAAAAGAAAGGUACUUAAUUAAAUUUAACUUUCUUUGGGACUACAAAUUCAUAAAAAUAUGUAUCUAAGUGGUAAAGGGUUAACAAUUACAAUGUGGACCCUAAUGAACUUUCAACAACGGCAUCAGCCUGUGCAUCCCUAUGCAAGUGCCAGAAACAGAUAAUCUGCCAAAUGUAAAAGGUUUGACAUGUUCUGAAUAACCAAAAGUUUAUCCAAGCAAGCUGCAGACCUGUUUUUCUCUCACAGGUAUUGGUAUAUGCCUCUGUGAACAUUCCAGUUGACUUUGUGCUAGAAUCAUUAUUAUAUAGUUGUGUCACAUGACUUUGAUAUCAAGUGUACUGUAACAGCAGAGAAGAAAUUUUUUCAUACUAGCAACUUUAAAACGAUGACUAGAACUUUUCAUAAGAUGUAGGUGAAAAUCUUAUUUUGUUUACUCUUAAUUGUUUCUUAAAAGGGAUAUACUGUAAAUAUGUAGAAAAAGUAAGCCAUUAUUUUGGUUGCUGGAGCAUUUCAGCAUAUCAAACCCAUUCAGUCUAGUAUACAUGAACACUACCUAGUUAUUCUGCUUUCUAUAAAAAUCUUUUGGAUAAGUAUAGUACAAAUGCAGAUCAUGAUUUAUUUAAAGAUUUGUACAUAAUAUAAACCAAUUUGUUAUUAUAAACUGAAAUCUAUAAGGAGGAAUGAUAUUUUAUCAGUUUAUGUGUAGUAUUGAUUAACACUAUAUGCAAACCAAGUCAACAUAUAAUUUACAGGUACUGAAUUUGUUAACUCCUGGCUAUACCUUUGGUGUGCUAUUUGCACACAAGUCUGUGAGAAACAUACUUACUUACUUUUAGAGUGUAACAACACUUCUGGGCUGGUUUAAGUUGAUUUGUUUUGUAUUUUGUUCUUGUUAUUUGUAUUCUGUUUAUAUACAUUGUAUAUUGUUCUGUUGCUUGCUU
Messenger RNA from Dreissena polymorpha, 6246 nucleotides. RefSeq names its product rho guanine nucleotide exchange factor 16-like. The annotation marks the transcript as partial. Gene Ontology annotation, molecular function: guanyl-nucleotide exchange factor activity; protein binding. The record is from RefSeq and is a predicted model, not a curated record. The transcript has 17 exons. NCBI's taxonomy places the organism in Eukaryota, Metazoa, Mollusca, Bivalvia, Myida, Dreissenidae. Gene Ontology annotation, biological process: activation of GTPase activity.